GGGAUUAUCAUCCAGUUCAUAUUGGUAUACCAGUGAAAGAUGAUGAUAGUGUUUGUGAUACUCAUCUACUUCAAUGGUCUCCUUGUUAGCUCUGAGAGUAACUACUUUCCCUUCCUGUAUCCUACUGACUAUUCAAUAAUAAGUGGCUAUGAUGAUUACGCUAAAAAGGUACUGCUGCCCUCUUCACUAAGGUUUGGAUCAUGCCAUACUGAAGCAUGGAUCAGUACUAAUGGGCUGAUUAGUUUAGGAACAAGUUUCACUGCCUAUGGUCCCAAUUCUUUUCCAAUUACUACUCCAGUCAUUGCUCCAUUUUGGGAUGACAUUAACAUAAACGGGAGAGGUGAAGUACGCUAUGAUAUCAUAACUCCAACAACAAAUCUUUCAUUGUGUAAUCAAGUCAAUGAUUACUUAUCUACUUCAACUGGUAGUAAUGUAUCUGUUGAAUGGAUACUGUGGGCCUACUGGCAUGAUGUAUGCCCAUUUGGUGAUAAUUAUUGCAACAAUACUGAGUCUAAUCAUUUUCAGGUUGUAUUAGCUCAUCAAAGUAAUGCUACAUAUGCUGUGUUUAUAUACAAGUGUGGACUCAUACGAUGGACAAGACACAGAGCUGGUGUUGGUAUUAAUAGUGGUAGUGGGUAUUAUAUUAAUCAUCCGUUAUCACGUACUAAUAAUGCUACUAACAUAGACUGCUAUGAUGCAGUAUCAGGAUGGACUAAUGUUGUAUACAGACUAGAUCAAGUUAUAGAUAGGUUUGAAUUAUUAUCCAUUACACCUCACAAUAUUACAGUCUCAUGGAAUAUCAUCCCUAACAACAACAGUACACUUGUCUUGAAUAUCACUAAUUCACUUCAAACAGUUAAUGAUAUCAUUACUGCUACUGAAUAUAACAAUGUAUAUAAUUAUACUAAAGGUAUUUUGUAUUCUUGUAAUGCAUAUACCUUCAAACUGGCACUGCCUAUGUCAAAUGAAUGUAACGACAGCAUUAGAAUCAUCUCUACAACAGCAAUGACACCAAAACCUGACAAUGUCUCUGCAUCAUAUCUAAACAAUGAAACAUUAAUAACAAGAUUUCAAAUACAGCAGUGCUUUAUAAAUAAUGUGCAAUUGAUUCUGUUUGAAGUUAAUGGACACAUUAAUACAUCAGAUCCAUUGGAUAUUGAUAGUCUUCAAUACAUUGAUGAGUUUUAUAUUAUACACUGGAAUAUAAAACUAAAUAAUCAUUCAUUGUAUUACCUAACAGUAUCAGCAAUUGGUACAUAUAAAACUAGUACUACCGAUGUAACAGAAAUAAGCAGAUAUAAUGUAAAGGAUAUAAUAAUAGAGAGGAAUGAAGAUAUUGUCUGUUUUACUUGUAUAACUCAAAUUUUUAAUGAAUGUCAAGUAAUAACAGCAUCAACAACAACAACACUGAUACCACAAUCAAUACAAACUAAUGGAAUAUGUUAUUCAUUUACUGAUAAUGGAACAUACACUGUAUAUGCACAUGAUAUUGAGAAUGGAAUAAAGAUACUGACACCAGCAAUAGUUAUUGAAUACACAGUUGACUGGAUUAAACCAUCAGAUACAGAGAGUGAAUUUUCAAAUACAAUAGAGUUUAUGAUAAACCGAACAAGCAGCAAAGGAUUGAUAAUUCCAAUGGAGUCCAGUGCUACCUCAACUAGUUCAGUAUUACUUACUACUGCUACUAAUAAUAUUGAUAGUCAAAGUCAAUCACAGGUCACUAACAUAAUAUUGGGAGUUCUCCUUGGACUCACAACCCUUGCUGUUCUCAUAUUAUUACUAGCAAUGAUUGCAAUACUGAGGAAAAAAGGUAAAGCCAAAUCUGACAACUCCAUACCUGAUCAUACUUCAGAGACUUAUGAGAUCCCAUUCACAAAAAAAGAGGAUCCAACAUAUGAAAUGAUAAACAAUAAAAUACUAUCAACUGAUAACUGCAACAACUACACUUCUCUUAGUGUCAGUACUAUUGAUAACUCAACAAUAUAUGAUGUCCCAGAAACAAGCCCAUAAGUUUCAUCUUGCCCAUCUAAAGUUGGACAUUUUAAAUGAUACAUUAAUUAUAUAACUCAUAAACACACACACAUGUAUUUUAUGGUAUUGUAGUUCAGUGUGUAAAGGCUGCACAAAUUUAUGCUAUAAUAUAAAAAACUUAACAAAUAAGUGUUGGAAUGUAAAGCUGAAAGUUAUUAACACAAAAACAUAGAAAGAAAACAGACCGUGCAGAUGUAAACAAUGACUGAGCUAUAAACAUUACAGAAACAUUGCACACAUGCACUUUGUACCCUAUACUCAAUUCAUAAAGAAAAUCAAACAAAAUGAUAAACAGAUAAUAAUCAUAUUUAUGUAUUUUUAUAAAUGUAGUCCUUACCCGUGCUAAUUGCUGGCCAGGCAAAAUUUAUGGGCAUAAAUAUGUAUAUCCAUAUCCUUUCAUUUCUCACUUAACAUUUGCUGUCUAUUUGCCUACUUGCAGAAAGCACAUGUACUUGUACAGAUUAAUGUAUACAUUGAUGCACAUAUUAAAAACAUUAAAUACAUGAAGUUCCCACGCUUACACAAACACAUCACAACAUCACAUUGAAUACUUGAUUAUAAUACUUAAAUAUAUAAUGCCAUUGCUGUUAUUAAAUUAAAGCUUUUAUACCUUUGACCACAAGCAUAAUUGGCCAAUGUUUAAAAAUUAUAAUAAAAAUAGUGGUAACUGGUAUUAACAAGACAAACUAGACAAAUUAAGCAAAAAUGAAUGCUUUAAAACAGAUCAACAAUGUCUAAAAUUAUCAAUAGUACUGGGUACAAUUGUAUGGUACAAUACAGUUUAGAGAUCACUGGUUCUGUUACAAUUAACAGUAUAGACUUUAUAUGUUUACACUAUGUUAAUGUGUGAGACUACCCAGUGAACAACAUAAUCAAAGCAUAUGGUAUGCACUAUUACAAUAUUUCACUGCUGCCUUACACACACACAGUAUAAUGGAAUCCAAAUACACACACAUCAAGUGAGACUUAAGUGAGUGACAUUAUGUAACAUGCUGUUUGAAUCUUAUCAGUAAUUGUAUGUUAAUGGUCCUUUG
Amphimedon queenslandica is the source of this 3065-nucleotide messenger RNA. RefSeq lists its product as uncharacterized. The coding region runs from base 40 to 2010 and encodes 656 amino acids. The record is from RefSeq and is a predicted model, not a curated record. Gene Ontology annotation, biological process: cell-matrix adhesion. The transcript has 10 exons. NCBI's taxonomy places the organism in Eukaryota, Metazoa, Porifera, Demospongiae, Haplosclerida, Niphatidae.